Messenger RNA from Phytomonas sp. Hart1, 297 nucleotides. The record is from the annotation of a GenBank genome assembly. Lineage: Eukaryota; Euglenozoa; Kinetoplastea; Trypanosomatida; Trypanosomatidae.
AUGGUCGGAAAGGGUAUUCGCGCUGGGUUGGAUAUACAAGGCCUCGCAAGAGCCGAUGGAGGUCCGAUCCCUCGCCUUCCACGGGGUCAGCCCCAGCUUUUCCUCCCGCGCCCUCUCCAGCAAAUCGGCACAAAGCGCCGAACGAAGGCGAAAGCAGGCCGUCUGAGGCGCCUCGGCAAAGUGGGGCGCCUCCUCCAGCUGUCGUGCGAUGGCCUGUGCCGAGGCCUCGAGGCUCGCGUGGAAGGCGUGGGGAUUGGGCUCCGCGGUGGGGCCGAUUGGCAUUGGCGGGGUGAAUAA